Nylanderia fulva is the source of this 3592-nucleotide messenger RNA. RefSeq lists its product as uncharacterized. Gene Ontology annotation, molecular function: ATP binding; protein serine/threonine kinase activity. Gene Ontology annotation, biological process: protein phosphorylation; positive regulation of apoptotic process; intracellular signal transduction. NCBI's taxonomy places the organism in Eukaryota, Metazoa, Arthropoda, Insecta, Hymenoptera, Formicidae. The record is from RefSeq and is a predicted model, not a curated record. Gene Ontology annotation, cellular component: nucleus.
AAAAUGAUAUGUCAUUUUAACGUUUAAUGAUGUCAGUUUGCUACUUGGGAUACCUACUUUUCAUUCAUUAAUCACGACGUCGAUGAUCAUGUUGUGUUGUCACUCAUGGACCGCUGCCGGAUCCAAGUCGAUACAUUUAACGAUUUCAUCCAUUCUAGUAACACGCAAGAAUGUACGUUUUACGCACAUAUAAACACAGGGAGGCUAUUUUCACGGAAUCUCCGCAUAUGUGGAAUCUCUAAUUUCUGUAAAGAAUAAUCGAAGGAUAGAAAAGAUCUCAAGUAGCAAACUGACGACAUCAAAACGUCUAAUAUGACAUCAUUUGACGUCAAAAUAAUAGAUCGAGCCCAGCUUCCCCUAUCGAGAUGUGACAGUACGUCGGGGAGUCGAGUUCAAGGACGAUUAUGACAUCCAGGCAGAGCUCGGACGGGGAAAAUUUGGAAUUGUUUAUCGAUGCAAGGAAAAAUUGAGCGGCUUGAUGCUGGCCGCGAAAGUGGUGAACAUCAUGAAAAAGGAGGACAGACGAACGGUCCAGAGGGAGGUCGAGAUCAUGCGACGUCUGCAGCAUCCACGAUUGAUUCAGCUCUACGACGCCAUUGACGCGGGAAAACAGAUAUAUGUUAUUCUAGAAUUGAUCGACGGCGGCGAGCUCUUCGAAAGAGUGAUUGACGACGACUUUGUACUCACGGAACGCAGCUGCGCCGUUUUUAUGCGUCAAAUAUGCGAGGGAAUGGAAUUUAUGCAUAGUCAGAAAAUCUUGCAUCUCGAUUUAAAACCCGAGAAUAUCCUGUGCCUGACGAAGGAGGGUAACAGAAUUAAAAUCAUAGACUUCGGUUUAGCGAGGGAAUACGAUCCGAAUAAGAAGUUGCAAGUGUUAUUCGGUACACCUGAAUUCGUCGCUCCGGAAGUCGUAAACUUCGAUCAAAUUGGAUUCGGCACCGACAUAUGGAGUAUAGGUGUUAUAUGUUAUGUCUUAUUGUCCGGUUUGUCACCGUUUAUGGGCGAUACGGAUAUAGAGACAAUGGCCAACGUCACCAUAGCGAAAUACGAUUUUGACCACGAAGCCUUUGCCGAGAUUUCCGAGGACGCGAAAGAUUUCAUCAGAUGCCUCCUGGUGAAAGACAAAGAAAAGCGAAUGACGGCGGCGCAAUGUCGGGAGCAUCGUUGGCUGGCGCGAAAAACGAGUAAGACCAGGAGCCAGGAAGAGGCGGCCAAACGGAUGGCCUUUCUCGAAAAUCGUCCUCUAGGUGUCAUCCGCGACGGGCACCUCGAGGAAGAGCUGGACGUCACCAAGGACAAUCUCAGGCUGUUCGUCGAACGUUGGCGGGAGCACCCGGACAGUCCUUACACGAUCGAUUCCUAUCAUUCGGCCAGAGAUCCCUCGUUCCGCGAACACCCUGAGGAAUCGACGUCCCUGCGAGGACACAGUCCGUCUCCCUGCGACAGUCUUCGCAGCAGCAGCACUCAGUCCGACAAGGUGGAUUCGCUUCACUCCACUCGCUUCUUGUCCGUACCGAGUUUCAGCCUGUCCUUGGAAAGGAGAGCCUCCGAAGGUACGGCCGCUAGGAACCGUCGCGAUCCAGCCAGCCAGAUUGCUCUAGCUGAGGAGAUCAUAAGGCUGUCCGAACAUCUUCGCACGAUCGCUCUGGGUUCGCCAUCCAGCGAGGACGACAACGGGACCAAGUCGGAGGCGCAGCGUUCCAUCAAGAAGCCCGAUGUUGGGAACAAUCGUGGCGGUUCUUACCCGAAGAGCAACGUCACCAGCUCUUUGGUCUCCACCAAAGAGACCAACGAGAUUACGGAGAAGUUGUCCAGCAUCACCCGGCAACGGAAGCUGAACGGGACGACCUUCCACAGUAGCCGCAGCUUCGACAGACACGACGUGGACGGGAAUCCGGAAAAUCCUGCGUUCCUAGCUUUAAGGAGAACCAGCAUCAGCGACGGCGAGAUGUCCGAGAGGUGCAAGGAGGAUCGGAAGUGCUCCUUCGGACUCGGCAAGUUCAGCAGGAUGACGACGAUCGGCAAGACGUCCUUCCAGGCGACGUCCUCCCUCAAGGACGACAAGGACGUGGACUUGACGCCUCCGUGGCGACGGUCCCGAGUGAAGCGAUCCUUCGGCGAGACCAGCCGGGAUGUGCCGAGGAUAUCGAACCUGCAGGACCUGCACAAAAACCUCAACCUCGACGAGCCCGGUAGCGCCAAGGACCUGCUGCUGCACCUCCUGGGCGAAUGGGAGGACGUCACCGCGACGCCCUGCGUCAGCAACGUCGGCCGGAAGUCCGUCAGCCUGGACUGGUGCGCAGCGAACACGGUCGCCAGGAAGACGAUGAACUCGUUGGCCGAGUACUUCCAGUCGAAGCAGAGGAAAGCGAAGCCUCCCGACGUCGCGUCCUCCGUGUCGCCGUCGAUAUAUCGUUGAACGAUGUUGUUGUAUACCUGAAAACGUAUAGAUGUUUUCACGUCGGUGCGCAAGCAAGUCUCCUUUCUCUUCUUUAUUCGGUCGUAAACCUUGUUUUCGAGCUGCUGAAAUAGUUUUUUGGCACUCGAGGUCAGAUCUGCCCGGGGCAACGAUAUAUAAGGCGUUUCUAAAACCGUAUCGGAGAUUUUAAGAGCAUAUUCUAGGGGUCCAAAUCAAGAAGAAAUAUUUUUGUAAACGUGGAUCCAAAAAUGAAAAUUUCCAAGUAAUAUCAAAGUGACGUUAUUUUGCCACUUUCGGGUCCCCCUCAAAAUCGGAUGAAAAUUACAUCAAAAAUUAAGUAUUCACUAAUUAUUACGCUGUGCAAAAUUUUCAUGAUCUGUGAAAAAGUCUUCAAGAUUUACAAUACAUAUGUUUCGAUUUUUUCUCUUAACUUUAGAAGACUAUAACUCAGAGAAAAAGCAUUUUUCGACCCAUAUUUAAAGAAACUUUUUCUCUUAUUUAACUCCUAGAAUUCAUUUUUAGAAUCUUUGACAUAAUUUUAGAAACACUGUAUGUAUACAUAGCUGAAGAUAAAACGAAUCUCAAAGAAUUGUGCAAAAUUCGAUGGAAAAUUGAUUUUUUUUAAUUCGAAGUUAACUUGACAAUUGUUGAUAUUUUCUUUCUACAUAUCUUUUUAUUUUUAUUUAUCCUAAUUUUAGCCAACAAUUGAGGACAUUUAUGAAUAAGUAAAUUUUAAUAUCGCAACUAGAAGGUGUCUAGAAAUUUUAUAAACAAUUUAUUUAAAAAUUAGACGUUUAAAAAAAGUCUUCAACUCACUUCAAUUUGCGUUUCUUAAAUAUCAAAUAGUCAAUUUGGCAAACAAUCGAAUAAAUAAAGUUUUCAGACUUCUUGUAUGCGUAUGUAUGUACGUGUGUGUGUAUGACGUAUUGAAUUAUGAUAUCGCAGAUAAUCGCGUAAAAUACAAGAAAACGAACUUUAUAUUUCGAUGUAUAAUAUUUCGUAAGAAAAUUUGCACAAUUUCUUGUUUCUGGCAUCAUAAUUCAACACAGCUGCAGUGAAUAAACGGGAGAAAAUUGCGAUAAAAUAGAAAAAGAAAGAAAGAGAGAGAAAUGUUUUUUAAAUGUAUUAAAGAUGAUGUGCGAAUAAUAUAAAGCAGAGAGUAUAACUUUUCAA